Molecule: messenger RNA, 3029 nt
Organism: Oncorhynchus tshawytscha (Chinook salmon)
Lineage: Eukaryota; Metazoa; Chordata; Actinopteri; Salmoniformes; Salmonidae
Exons: 5
Coding region: 885-2618 (577 amino acids)
Biological process (GO): lipoprotein metabolic process; lipid transport
Cellular component (GO): extracellular region; membrane
Molecular function (GO): lipid binding
Source: RefSeq, a predicted model, not a curated record
UUUACACAAAUGAAACAGUUGAAACAAUAACAAAGCAUUUUACCCGCCCCUGUUUCAGGUUAAAACUGAAGGAUGGAAUUGGAGAUUGUAAUCACUCUUAAAUUCACAGACAGACCUAUGGAUGCAAGGACUGACCAUCCAUGAUAUCAAAAUUAUAGUUUUAACUAUGUAUUAAAUGUAUAGUGUUUGUUUACGUUUACUUUGUUUGUAAACAUUAGAGUAAAACAAGCUUAUAUUUUGGGUGUUGAUGGGGUACAAGAGUGCAACUAAGCUAAUGAAGCAGUAAGUUAUAUUCUUCAAGAGAUAAUGGGUACAUAAGGUUAUUGUUACUUUAUAAAUCCACCGUAGAAGUGCUCGGAGCAGGUGCAAUUUGCAGUGCAAGAACAAGCAAACGUAUAACACCUGGCUUGUCAUGCAGAAUUCAAAUUUGGGCUGUACAACAUGCAAAAAGGUAGGGUGUUUGGGUCUAGAAACGACUGGAGGGAUAAUACUAGCUAGCAAAAGUGUGGGUGGAAUGUACAGUAUCAUCCUCUGCCUCUGAAGAGAGCCCUCAGAAAAAAAGGUUUCUGAACAUGCCCGAACCAAGGCUCAUUUGUUGGUAGCCUUGCAGACACGGCUAAAGACGACACCCAGGUUAUAGUUAUAACACUCAAAAUGGAAAAAAAUAGACUAUACCGCCAGAGUCUUCCGAACAGCUUUAGAACGAGACUAAACGUCAUAGGCACAGGCUCGUUCAUGGUUUUGAGCAAGAAAUGGACUGUCAGGAGAUACAUGGACUUGACAUGGGGAGAGUCAUUGUGGGAGGUUUUGAAAACUACGUUCCAUUGGACAUGCCUUGGGGACAAGGCAACACUGUUCAGUAACGAUAUCAACCAAACCAGGAAAUGUCCAAACACAGGGAGAGCGUCAUGUCACGAUCAGAGUUAACAAGGGAGCUCUUGGGCCAGUACAUCUCUGACACCCUCAGCAACAUUCACACAGUGAGGGAGUUCUGUGACAGGCAUUCCAAAUGGGCCCUUCAGAGGGAGACAGAACUGGAAAUGAUGAGGGACAUCAAGCAGAGGGCAGACAGAAUUGACCUUAAGUUCGACCAUGUCCGUAACUCUGAGACCAAGGCCAAGGCGUUUGGGGAGUUCGUAUGGAGCGGUCUGACCCAGGGGACUGCAGACAGUAGGCGUGAGGAGCUGGAGAAGGAGCUGGGGGCUGUACUAAAGGACACUCUGGGAGGCCUGGAGAAGCUGGAUUACUUCCUGAAUGCUGUGGAGUGUCUGGCGGUCACCUGUCUGUUGGUGUUUGAGGAGAACAGGUUCUUCUGUCUGCCUCAGGGGACGAGCCCUGCCAGUGUUCAGGCUGUCAUCACUGCUGCCAGAAUAUCCUGCCCUCUCCUCAUCUACUUUAAGAGGGAUGCUAAGGCCUUCUUUAUGCCCAGCCUCCUCAAUGUAGAGGUGCUGGCCCUCCAGCUGGACAGAUACACACAAAUCAGCCAGCAGCUCUGUAAGAGGAUGGACAUAGUUAGCUCCAUCAGUCAAAUGCUGUUUUGGAAAAAGAAGAAUGACAUCCCUGUGGUCAACCUUGGUGAUGUGAGUGAAAAGUCCAUAGAAAAGAUGAUGGACCAUUUGAAUCAGUUGAAUGAUAUCAGGAUGGACCAGCACCUCAGACUAACAUUCAUGUUCCAAGAGGCUGCUCAGCGCUUCAUUGGCCGGUUCAGCCAGCGCCGACCCAGGAUGGAGCAGUUUCUGACCGAUCUGGAGGAGAAUGCUGUGCAGCUGGACAGGAUGAAGCUGGGGGCUAAGAUCUCCAGUGUGGCAGGCAGCUCAGUGGGGGUAGCUGGAGGGAUCCUAUCCAUCGUGGGCUUAGCUCUAUCCCCUGUUACUGCUGGGGUGUCACUGGCUCUCACCAUUACAGGGGUCAGCCUGGGGGUCACCAGUGGGGUCAACAGUUUAGCCACUGGUAUCACAGAGAUGAAGGUCAAUAGCAUCCAUGAGAAGAAAGCCAGUAAAGUCUUCCAGAGUUUCAUGGAGGACGUGGAGAGUCUCCAGGAGUCUCUGGAGAAUGUGGCCACUAAUAUGGAGCCCAUCCUAGGUCAGAGCAGGGUGGGCGGCGUGCUGGGGGCAGGGAAGGUGAUUGCCACAGCCGGGGCCAUUGGAAAAGGCAUCGACUCCAUAGUGGACUGUGCCUCGGCUCUGAGUGUUAAGGCCCUUGCAAAGGAAGAUCUGAUUGUAAGCGCUGGUAAGUUGGCGCUCCAGGAAGGCAAAGCAGCACGAAACCUACCCAAGCUGGCAGGGGACAUCCCAGACAUUGGACAGGUUGCCAAAGGCACCCCACUAGCCCUCUCCAGCUCUGCGCGGGCUGGUUUUAUCACUCUCAACGCCCUCUUCAUUGGCUUGGAUGUUUUCUUUAUCUGUAAAGACAGUGUGUGCCUGGCCAAAGGCAGCAAGAGUGAGUUCUCCCAGCUCAUCCGUGCCAGAGCGGCAUUGUGGCGCACAGAGCUAGACUCCUGGCAGAGGAUCUACGACUCGCUGUGUAGAGGAAUUUGGAAGUUCAGGAAGUGCCAGAGAAUCCUGGCGCAGCCUUUUUACCCUCCUGGAGGGGAAUCUGAAAGAGAAAAAACAAUGUAGGACAACAUCAAUGACCAGUUUGAAGUUAGGGACUGUCAAAAAUACUGUACAGUUGCACAUACUGUACAUUGCCUAUCUGUCAGUCAUUUUGAUUAUGCAUUUUACUUGAUUCUCCGUUAUUUAUUAAAUGUAAUAAUGUUUCUAUGAUUGUGCUGCUGACAUGUACAUGCACAGAAGACUUAUCUUCCUCCCUUCACCAGUAGUUGAAGACGUCUUGCUAACAGGCAAUGAAACAUGUUUGUGCAAUUUAUUCUGAUGUUGACUUGUGUGAAAAGGUUUCUAUGAGACUUUAUGAAAUGGAAAGCGACUGAUUAUGUCUGGUCUUAUUUGUGUCAAUAAUAAUAGGCCUAGUUUCUGGUGUUCUGAAAUACCUUUGUAAAACAAUUAUUUAAUAAAUCCUUUUUUAAUUGG